AUGAUAUUUUUUGGGGCUUGGUUUGGGGCUCUACUAGUCAUGCUGUCGUCGAGAAGCUAUGCAUACACUGAAAGUAGUAUGUCAGAGCGCAUUGAGGAUGAAGUUCGUGUUAAUAGUAGCAUGAAGGUAAGUGACAGUUUCGUAAUGCCAGCUACUCCUUGGGUGGAUUAUUCCCCCAGAGAGAUGAGAUAUCCUAAAAAUAGUCCAAGUGAUGACUUAUGUGAUUACAGAGAGUGUACUUCGUACCAUAACAUUACCGCCGAUGUCAGUGGAGUGCGUACUACUACCGCACAUGGAAAGCCAGUUAGUUCACUGCUCAGCAAGGAUCUUCAUCAUAACUUGAGGACAAGAAUUCAGAAUGUUUUUCGCCGACUAUUCUCCACUGCAAAUUACAAAAAAGGUCAUAAAAUCAUAACAAGCCAAAACAGAUACCAGCGGAAGGGCAUGUUCCAUGUGCUCGAAAGGAAUGACAGUGAUUGGGAAUAUAUCUGGGCAUCAAAUUCGGAGUGUAUAGAUCAUAGUAGCGCUGACAUUGAUUAUGGUGUGAUUUCCUGCCUUACUUACUGUGUUAACAAUGAACGAUAUAAUACAACGACUGCAAUGUGUAUAAUUUCAGAGCUUUUUCAAGAGGGUUGUGUUUUUGAUGUGAGACUCCAAAGAAGUAGAAACGGGCCAUAUAAGAACGUAUUCGAUAUGCCUUGUGGAGAACUACAACAACAUAUCAGUUACAAGUAUGGUGUAUGCCAUAAUGGUAAUGAUAUAAGUUAA
Naumovozyma castellii is the source of this 768-nucleotide messenger RNA. RefSeq lists its product as uncharacterized. Lineage: Eukaryota; Fungi; Ascomycota; Saccharomycetes; Saccharomycetales; Saccharomycetaceae. Bases 1 to 768 code for a protein of 255 amino acids. The record is from RefSeq and is a predicted model, not a curated record. The transcript has a single exon.